AUGCCACGUUGUCUUAUGGCGAAGAAAUGGAAGGCCUAUCCAUGGCCUGAUAGACAAGAUGACGAGGAAACAGAAAUAUGUAAUGCUGAAACCGUCCAGGAAAAACGGAAGAUGGCCGUGGAGAUGGAAGAUGAAGAGAUUGAUGUGGUAGGUGACAGUAUAAGUGAAGGUAAUAGGGCAAAUCAGCAGACGUGCUGGGGUCCUCAUAGUCCUACUGCUGGAACAACCGCUCCAAGUCCACCGCCACUAAACGCUUCAGGAGCACUCUACUAUAAU
Cotesia congregata is the source of this 276-nucleotide messenger RNA. NCBI's taxonomy places the organism in Eukaryota, Metazoa, Arthropoda, Insecta, Hymenoptera, Braconidae. The record is from the annotation of a GenBank genome assembly.